CUCAACGCGCAUGACUCGGAUACACGUCCAUUGUUAUUACGAAUCGAAGCGUGAACAAAUCGCGCUUAAUGUCAAAUUUGACACUCAAUAGAUCUAUCAUGUUAGCAUAAUACAAUUCUUUAACACAAGUUUUAUUGAAAUCGUGUGCUUUCUCUGUAUUUUUUGCAUGACAAUCGUUAUUCGAUAUGGUUCAGUGUGUUGCUUUCGGGUGCAAAGAACGUGAGGAAAAGGGAAAGAAGGUUUUUUUCCGUUUUGCGAAGGAUGAUGUUACUUGUAAGAAAUGGAUAAAGGCAGUAAAUUCCAGGAGCCUAUUCUAAAAGGAACCGGACCCAUAUUCAUCAUGUGUGGAAGAGUCUGUGAAGAAAUGUCUUGUGAACAGUCGCCUGUUCGGAUCAGUUAUCCUGAAUCACAUUUUGAUAAUGUGUAUUCGCAGUCAUCACAGACAUCUGAGAUGGUUGUAUUUCGGCCAACAGAACAUAAGGGAUUCACUGUCAAACCACAGGGAAAGGACUCUCCUAUCCUAAGUACAAGGCUGGACACCAUGUGGUUAAAGCAGUUAAAGAGAAUUGCACUUAUGACUAUGUUGAUGAACUAAUGGCAGAGCUGCUUAGGAUGAAAGAGGAGUACAAGAGCGAUGCCAAUGCAAGUGCUGCCUCUGGCAACAUUCUGUUUUCACCGCCACCCCUGUCUUCAUCUGCAAACAGAAUCCUGAAGUCAGAGGCUGUGCAGAACCAUCGUUCGCGAUUUAAUUAGCGAACAGGGAUGGAAAUUAGUGGUUGCCCGUUUUGUUGUAUAGUUAUCUAUUACUUUUAAAGAAAGUAUUGGUUACACAUGACACUACAUGUACAUAGUACUGGGCGCGUUGAGGCUUACGAUGGGAAACCAAAAAACUAUAGAUGGUUGUCCAUGUGGGCAACUAACUGUAAAACGUUAGUUUCCAUCCCUGGCGAAGCAAAAUCCAAUGUAUGAGUCGGACGGAAAUCUCUGGCUGCCACAGUGCAUGACGGAAGAGGUCGUCGGUCCUUCUUGCUCAGACGGUGCCAAAUCCAACGAGCCAGUCUUCUAUAUGCAAUGAAUCUGUAUACUCUGAAGUUAUAAAUGUAUAAGGAUACCAUUAUGAUAAAUAUUAGUAUGUUUAGUAAAACAAAGGUACUUUUCAACUUGACAAUUACACAAGCCAUGCUGUGGCAGAUUCUUACUUAAGUUUACAGUUUAACAAACUUAUUCAGCUUGAAUAUAAUAUUAUAUAAUAAUAUUUUACUGAAAAUAUGUCAGAAAUCAGAUUUUGUAAGCAACUUCACAUCAUGUUGUAGCAGGUUGUUAUUAUAGUGUACUUUUUAAAAAAUUAAACAGCUUGUAUUUAUAUUUUUAUUUCAAAUGUUGAAAAAUAAUAAUGAACUGGCAUUUGUAAGUAACCAAAAAUCAUUGUAUAGAAAAUUGAUACUUCAUUUUACAAUUAGAUAACCCAGUCAUCUUGUAUACCCGCGUAUUUUAAUGUUGAUUAAAAUUGUUGUCUUUUUUAUGUUAUUUAUCCACCGCCAGAGGCGGAGGGAUAUUGUUUUGGCGUUGUCCGUCCGGCCGGCACUUUUGUGUCCGGAGCCAUAUCUUGGAAGUGCUUUGGCGGAUUUCAUUGAAACUUGGUAUGAGUAUAUAUAUGCAUAAGAGGAUGAUGCACGCCAAAUGGCAUUGUACACCAUCUGUUAAAAACAGAGUUAUGGCCCUUUGUAUCUUGAAAAAAUGCUUUUUACUUUAGGCACUUUUGUUUCCGGAGCCAUAUCUUGGAAGUGCUUUGGUGGAUUUCAUUGAAACUUGGUAUGAGUAUAUAUAUGCAUUAGAGGAUGA
This is a messenger RNA of Dreissena polymorpha, 1842 nucleotides long. RefSeq lists its product as uncharacterized. Bases 281 to 595 code for a protein of 104 amino acids. Lineage: Eukaryota; Metazoa; Mollusca; Bivalvia; Myida; Dreissenidae. The transcript has 4 exons. The record is from RefSeq and is a predicted model, not a curated record.